AUGGCUUCUCUGUCCAACUUCGGGCAGAUGCCCUCCGACCAGCCUGGCUACUCUUUCUCAAACGCCGGCUCAUCUAAUGAGGCGUCUGGACAAAGACAGCAUGCCUUCUACCCAUACGCAGACAACGGUGGCUCGACGUUAGGAAUCACAGGUGCCGAUUUUGCUAUCCUUGCAGGCGACACGCGAUCAACCUCCGGCUACAACAUCAACACCAGAUACGAACCCAAGCUCUUUCGAAUUGGCGACGACGGUGACUCCUCCUCAAAUAUUGUACUCUCAGUGGUGGGCUUUGCAGCGGAUGGACACGCGUUGAAGGAACGACUGGAUGCAAUUGCCAAAAUGUACAAGUACCAGCAUGGCAAACCCAUGAGCGUCAAGGCAUGCGCACAACGACUAUCAACGAUACUCUACCAAAAGCGCUUCUUCCCAUACUACGUACACGCGAUUCUGGGUGGAUUGGACGAGGAUGGAAAAGGAGCACUCUACAGCUACGACCCAGUAGGCAGCUACGAGCGCGAGCAAUGCCGAGCAGCUGGAGCGGCGGCCAGUCUGAUCAUGCCUUUCCUGGACAACCAGGUCAACUAUAAGAAUCAGUACAUUCCAGCCUCCGGUUACGGUCACGAGUUGCAACAGAGGCCAAUCGAAACGCUACCCCAAGAUGUUGUCGUUGGACUAGUCAAGGACGCCUUCACCAGUGCCACAGAAAGACAUAUUGAGGUUGGUGACGGGCUUCAAAUGCUCAUCAUUACAAGAGAUGGCAUUGCGGAGACCUUCACACCAUUGAAGCGAGAUUAG
Messenger RNA from Exophiala viscosa, 795 nucleotides. Its product is annotated as 20S proteasome subunit beta 6. NCBI's taxonomy places the organism in Eukaryota, Fungi, Ascomycota, Eurotiomycetes, Chaetothyriales, Herpotrichiellaceae. The coding region runs from base 1 to 795 and encodes 264 amino acids. The record is from RefSeq and is a predicted model, not a curated record. Gene Ontology annotation, cellular component: proteasome core complex. The transcript has 2 exons.